CGAUAGUUCGAUGAUUAUAAAAAUCGACAAAAAUUAUCGCUACACGUAUAACAAAGACGCCGGCUGGUAGAAAAAUAAAUAUGUCCGCCUCGAUGAGCAGCAAGAGCACCCUGGUGUCCUCCAUCAUCUCGGGCCUCCUGAGCAUCGUUCUGUUUGGCACACUGCGUUUCUGCUCGGAAUGGUUCAACGACUCGCAGCUGAGAGUUCUUUUGGGCGGAUACCUCUUCUCCUGGGUGUUCAUUCUGAGCCUUACGUGUAUCUCCAAUGCGGAAAUGGUCGUCUUCGGCCAGGACUUCCAGGCCAAGCUGCUGCCGGAGAUCCUAUUCUGUCUGUCCCUCACGGUGGCUGCCGCGGGAAUCGUGCAUCGCGUCUGCGCCACCACCAGUGUCCUCUUUUCCCUGGUAGGGCUUUACUUCCUCAACAGGAUUUCCACGAAGUAUUACUCUGUUCAAGUGCCCGCCGUGGAUGCUCCUGCGACGAGGAAGGGCGGUAAGAAGUUCAAGUGAACCUUUCGCCUGGUCCUUACUUGCUUAACACAACAUUCGAAUACCUAUAUUUAUCUUUAAUAAAUAACAAACCCAUACAAUGAAAUUUAAA
Messenger RNA from Drosophila santomea, 597 nucleotides. RefSeq names its product protein KRTCAP2 homolog. NCBI's taxonomy places the organism in Eukaryota, Metazoa, Arthropoda, Insecta, Diptera, Drosophilidae. The transcript has 2 exons. The coding region runs from base 81 to 506 and encodes 141 amino acids. The record is from RefSeq and is a predicted model, not a curated record.